This is a messenger RNA of Coffea eugenioides, 2532 nucleotides long. RefSeq names its product putative disease resistance protein RGA3. NCBI's taxonomy places the organism in Eukaryota, Viridiplantae, Streptophyta, Magnoliopsida, Gentianales, Rubiaceae. The coding region runs from base 1 to 2532 and encodes 843 amino acids. Gene Ontology annotation, biological process: defense response to other organism. The record is from RefSeq and is a predicted model, not a curated record. Gene Ontology annotation, molecular function: ADP binding. The transcript has a single exon.
AUGUUAAUUAGCUCAGACUAUAAGAAGGAUUUACCUGUCAUCUCAAUAGUUGGGAUGGGUGGGCAGGGUAAAACAACCCUUGCACAAUUGGUGCUAAAAAAUGACAGUGUAGUGAAGCACUUUGAUAAAACAAUAUGGGUGUGUGUGUGUGAUGAUUUCAAAGUGGAAAGGCUGUUGAAUGAUAUGCUUCAAUCCCUCGGGGGAAAAAGCGCUGAGACGACAACCAGGGAAGCAUUGGUGAGGAAGCUUCAAGAAAAUCUGAAAGGAAAAAGUUGCUUGCUUGUGCUUGAUGAUAUUUGGAAUGACAAUCGAGAGAAAUGGGAUCGCAUGAGGAGAUGUCUGUUGGCAAUAGGGGGUGCUACAGGAAGCAAAAUAUUGGCUACCACACGUAGUGAUGAGGUAGCCUCAGCAAUGCAAACAUCUGGUUUACAUCAUCUAGGCAUCCUCUCAGAUGAUCAUAGCUGGAUGUUGUUUGAAAAACUAGCAUUUGCAGACGGUGGUGCAAGAAAGACUCAAGAUUUGGUGGACAUUGGCAGAAGGAUAUUGAAAAAGUGUGGCGGCGUGCCAUUAGCAAUCAAAGUGAUUGGGGGUUUGUUGUAUUCCAAAAAGGAUGCCUCGGAAUGGUUGAAGGUUGAGAAGAAUGAACUAUGGAACGAGUCGACCAAUAAUGAAGGUGGAGUCAUGUCGGUCCUGAGGCUGAGUUACGACAACUUACCUUCAUUGCCAGUGAAACAAUGCUUUGCAAGUUGUUCCAUCUUCCCGAAGGACACUGUCAUGGACAAAAAAAACUUGAUACAGAUUUGGAUGGCCCAGGGAUUGAUUAAUGAUGCCAUGGGAGGAGGUCAUUUGCAAAUGGAGGAUAUAGGCAGCGACUACUUCAACAUAUUGCUUCGGAGUUCUUUGUUGCAAGCUGCUCCUGAGUACGGAAUCGAGUUCUGCAGGAUGCACGACCUUGUGCAUGAUCUUUCAUUGCAAGUGUCAAAUAAUUGUUUCUUAAACACAGAGGAUGGCAUGGUAGUCAGUCACGAUGACGAAGUUAUGCAUUUGACCGUCAUUCAGAGUCGAGGGAAGGUGUUAAAGAAUAUCGAAGGGAUUCCUCCAAAUUUGCAAACGCUUUAUUAUUUUGGGGGUGAUGGUAUCAUGCUCGAAGACAUCUUGGAAAGGUCUAGAUAUCUUUCUGUGUUAAUAGUAGAUUGCUGGUUUGUUACUCAUCUCCCGAUUGCAGUGGGUGAUAUGAAACAUUUAAGACAUCUUGAUAUCAGUCGAACAAAAAUCACCGUUCUGCCAGAUUCCAUCACAAAGCUCUACAAUUUGAUGACCUUGAAAGUGUAUUACUUGAAAGAGAUACCUGAGAAGUUUAGCAAUUUAAUUAACUUGAGGCAUUUCGAGUGUUCAUCUGCUAUGGGCCAAUCAUGUUUUUUCCCAGGGAUUGGGCAGUUGGCUAAUCUUCGGACGUUGCCCCACUUCAGGAUAAGCCAAGCCAAGGGAUGUCAACUUGAGGAGUUGGAAUGCUUGCGCAACCUCCGAGGCGAGCUAAAAAUUUUUGGACUUGAGAAUGUGAGCAGCUUUGAAUCCGCAGCAAAAGCAAAUUUGUCCAAAAAAUCAAGCAUUCAAGGUUUAAGACUUUCAUGGGAUGGCACGAAAGAAGAUUGUGACGACAACAUCAACAGUGUCAUGGAAGGUCUCCAACCUCACCCAAACUUGAAAGAUUUAGCCAUUAGUGGUUUCAAAGGUUCAAGGUUUCCGUCGUGGAUGGUGGCAAAGGAUCGCGUGACGGUACUUCGGAAUCUGGUACGCCUCACGUUGGAGGAAUUGGGUAAGUGUGAACAAGUACCACCACUAGGGGACUUGCCUUGUCUCGAGUCCUUAGAGAUGGUCUCCUUACACAAUGUGAAGCGCAUUGGGGCUGAAUUCUAUGGUCUCGAUAUUAAUGCAAGGAGCAGCGCUUCUUGUAGUAGCGGCACUAGUAAUAGAGAUGGGAAACCAGUCACUCUGUUUCCGAAACUGUCGCGCUUUGUGCUUCGGAACAUGGGAAGUCUAGAGGAGUGGUCAGAUGCAAUGGUUCCCUCGAAUUCUUCUUCAUCAAUUAAGGUAUUCCCUAGUCUCCGGUACUUGGAACUUGGUGGCUUCUCUGACGACCUUGAUCAUUUUCCGGGGCCACACUCCACCACCAAUCUCGUCUCUCUGGAGAGUCUUGGAUUGUAUGGAUGGCCAAAAAUCACGUCUCUCCCAGACCAAAUUCAGCAUCUCUCUACCUUGGGAACUUUACUUCUUUGCAGGUUUGAGGGGUUGGAAGUUCUUCCAGAGUGGAUGGGUAGCCUUCGGAAUCUUCGAAAAUUGGUGACUAGUAAUUGCUCUAACCUCAGACAAUUGCCCUCUGCAGAAGCAAUGCGACACCUCACCAAUUUAAAUUAUCUAUCUAUCACCAGGUGUCCUCUUUUAGCAGAGAGAUGCACCAAAGGAAGUGGCGCAGAGUGGCCCAAGAUUGCACAUAUUCCCCGUAUUCAUAUCUAUCCGUUGAACAAAGUUUGA